UCUCGCACGCCCGCCCCCCCGCCGCCCGCCCUCGCCCCUCGCUCCCCGCCGCCCGCCCCCAGUCGCCGCGGGCACCAACCAUGGCCGCCAACCUCCGCCGCCUCGCCUCGGCGUCGGCGUCCGCCCUCUCCCGCCGGCCCCAGCCUCCUGAUCCUCCGCCCGCCCUCCUCCUCCGCCUCGCGCUCUUCAGUUCCGCCCCCUCCGCGACGGAUCCGCCGGCGCCGGAGGCCGCCAGGAAGGCGGAGGGAGAGGAAGCCGCGGGAGACAAGGGCGCUGCCGACGCUGGCGAGGGGAAGGCGGCGGCGGCGGCAGAGGAGGAGGAUAACGAUAGCGGCAUGCACGUGAACAAGGCUACCGGCGAGAUCGGCGGCCCGCGCGGGCCCGAGCCGACGCGGUACGGCGACUGGGAGCGCGGCGGCCGCUGCUCCGAUUUCUGAACUGCCCCGCCGUGCACCCCGCGAGGUGAGAUCGUGGGCAGCGGGUUGCGUGUGUUGUGCUGUUGGAUUUGCUCUAUGAUAUGAUGCUAGUCGUUUUAGUAAUCUGUGUAAGGAUGGUGUGAUAUAUAAUACUGCUAAAAAUGCGUUUUGCUUUGUCCUCUGGGGAAUGAAUAAAAUGAGUUGGCAGCGUUCAAUUCAGAAUGUUCAGAGAA
Molecule: messenger RNA, 649 nt
Organism: Setaria italica (foxtail millet)
Lineage: Eukaryota; Viridiplantae; Streptophyta; Magnoliopsida; Poales; Poaceae
Product: succinate dehydrogenase assembly factor 4, mitochondrial
Exons: 1
Coding region: 81-437 (118 amino acids)
Biological process (GO): mitochondrial respiratory chain complex II assembly
Cellular component (GO): mitochondrion
Source: RefSeq, a predicted model, not a curated record